This is a messenger RNA of Morone saxatilis (striped sea-bass), 1434 nucleotides long. It is a transcript of the gene ppt1, whose product is annotated as palmitoyl-protein thioesterase 1 (ceroid-lipofuscinosis, neuronal 1, infantile). Gene Ontology annotation, molecular function: palmitoyl-(protein) hydrolase activity. The record is from RefSeq and is a predicted model, not a curated record. Gene Ontology annotation, biological process: receptor-mediated endocytosis; protein depalmitoylation. The transcript has 10 exons. The coding region runs from base 143 to 1054 and encodes 303 amino acids. Gene Ontology annotation, cellular component: lysosome. Lineage: Eukaryota; Metazoa; Chordata; Actinopteri; Moronidae.
CAAAAAAAAAAAAAAAAAAAAGACGAGUCACAAGUUAGACGUUUCCGCCCCCUCUUGAAUCUGAUUGGCUGUUCGCUCCAAACAUAGUCAUGUGACGAGCAGUCCGACGGACAGAAGCAGGAAGAACACAAACGGGUCCAGGAUGGCAGCAGCGCUCCUGUGUUUCCUCCUGGCUGGUCCGGUGCUGCUGGUUGCUGGCAGCCCAGUUUAUAACCCCGACAAUGGGACCGUACCACUGGUGCUGUGGCAUGGGAUGGGUGACAGCUGUUGUAACCCGCUCAGCAUGGGGUCGAUAAAGAAGAUGGUUGAGGAGGAGAUCUCCGGCAUUUACGUGCUCUCACUGAUGAUCGGAAAGAACGUCAUUCAGGACACAGAAAAUGGGUUUUUCAUGGAUGUGAAUGAGCAGGUGUCCAUGGUGUGCGCUCAGCUGGCUCAGGACCCAAAGUUGAAGGGAGGAUACAAUGCUAUGGGCUUCUCCCAGGGGGCACAGUUUCUGAGAGCUGUGGCCCAGCGCUGUCCCUCUCCACCAAUGAAAAACCUGAUCUCCAUCGGUGGCCAGCACCAAGGAGUGUACGGGCUGCCCAGGUGUCCCGGAGAGAGCUCCCACAUCUGUGACAUGAUCCGCAAGGCUCUGAACAGUGGAGCUUACACUGACUUGGUUCAAAAACACCUGGUGCAGGCGCAGUACUGGCAUGACCCCUUAAAUGACGACCUGUACAAGAAGCACAGCCUCUUCCUGGCCGACAUCAAUCAGGAGCGGGCUGUGAAUGAGACUUAUAAGAAGAAUCUUCAGUUGCUGGAGAAGUUCGUCAUGGUCAAGUUCCUACAGGACACUGUAGUGGAUCCUGUUGAUACUGAGUGGUUCGGCUUCCUGAAAACCGGCCAGGCCAAAGAGACCGAAACUCUACAGGAGAGCGUUCUCUACAAAGAGGAUCGUCUGGGGCUGGCAGCGAUGGAGAAGGCGGGAAAGCUGGUUUUUCUGUCUAGUGAGGGAGACCACCUCCAGCUGACCAGAGAGUGGUUCACCGCUCACCUGCUGCCUUUUUUACACUAAAACCCUUCAGUCGUCUCAGAGAAAAUAUAUCGGACUUCAACAAAUACAAAUUCUGUCUCUAAAGCAAUAUAAUGCACGUUAACAGUAAACAACCAGAGCAGGGAUGCAAAAAGCACCUAAUUCAUUCAUUCUGCACUGAUCACUUUUAGCAUGUGGAUUCUGUUUUAUAAUGCUUUGUUAAUUUUAGCAGCUAAUUUGUGUGCGAGUUUACUGUUUUUACCAACAUUAGAUUAUUAGUGUAAUUUCCAAUGUGAGCUGUUCUGAUGAGGUCAGAUUGUUUUGAGAAAUGUUGGAUGAGACUUUUUAAAAAUGUUUUUUUCUGUUUAACUGUAAAUGUACAGAUUACACCUUUAAAUCCAAUAAAGACAAACCAAAAGACA